Molecule: messenger RNA, 1035 nt
Organism: Drosophila pseudoobscura
Lineage: Eukaryota; Metazoa; Arthropoda; Insecta; Diptera; Drosophilidae
Product: pancreatic triacylglycerol lipase
Exons: 3
Coding region: 1-1035 (344 amino acids)
Biological process (GO): lipid catabolic process
Molecular function (GO): lipase activity
Source: RefSeq, a predicted model, not a curated record
AUGAGCGAAUAUCGCUGGAAUGGGUGCCACCUCCUCCUGGCACUUCUACUCUUGGGAUACACCGGAGCGGAGACGGAGCUGCGUGGACUAUUGCCCGAACUGUGCGUCUUUGCGGAGAACAAGUGUCCGAAUCCUCGCAUUAGCUUUUGGCUCUACACAAACCACACCCGCGAUCAGCCCGUGGAAAUAGAUCCCCUAGAUCCCCAGGCGGAGCUGUUUGAGCCCAGUCUACCCCUAAAAAUACUCAUACACGGCUUCAUCGGCAGUCGGGAUCUGACGCCCAAUCUGGAGGUGCGAGAUGUCCUGCUGCAAACCCAGCCCGUCCAUGUCCUUUCCGUGGAGUAUGGGAGUCUGGUGCGUUUUCCGUGCUACUUUCCCUGGGCUGUCACCAAUGCUCCCAUUGUGUCCGAGUGCCUGGCUCAGCUAGUAGGCAAUCUCUUGACAGCCGGCAUCUACAAACGGGAGGACAUACACUUGAUUGGGUUCAGUCUGGGGGCUCAGGUGGCGGGCAUGGUGGCCAACCAUGUGGACGAGCGCCUGGCUAGGAUCACUGGCCUGGACCCAGCUGGGCCUGGCUUCAUGAUGCAGGCCUCGCUGCGCCAGAAACUCGACCCCAGCGACGCAGACUUUGUGGACAUCAUACACACCGACCCCUUCUUCUUCUCCAUGCUGCCGCCGAUGGGGCAUGCGGACUUCUACCCCAACCUGGAUCAGCUGAACCAGCGGGGCUGCAGCUACGUGAGCUCUUGGCGCUUCUACAACUGCAAUCACUACCGCGCGGCCGUCUACUACGGGGAGUCCAUCACCACCAGCAAGGGCUUUUGGGCCCAGCAUUGCGGCGGGUGGCUCGACUUCUUCUCCCAGCGCUGCAACCAAUACUCGAACAUGCCCAACACUCAGAUGGGCUACUUUGUCUCGGAGAACGCCAUCGGUUCGUAUUUCCUCACGACCCAUGAGGUUUCCCCCUUCGCCAAGGGACCCUUGGUGGAUGUGGAAAUGGAUGUGGCAGAGCUUCACAGUUUACAGCGGGCUUAA